CGUCGUCCUCCGGAACCCCUCAUUCUCCGCGUGUCCCCGAUCAGAGUUCCGUUUUCUAGUGACAAUUUCUAGUGUGUACCCAUGAUCCCGCCAUCAAUAGCCAAGCUUUUUGUUGGCUGUUGUUGAUCUCGGGAUCGGGAGACGUAAGCAUCAGCAAUGCAUGUGUGAAUGAACGGAAGAAUGCUAGCAAGAGUCCAUGGACCUCUGCGUGCAUCCUGACGUGAAACCACGGAGCUUCCCCUAUGACUCGUAGAUCUAUGAGUAUGAGUCGAGUGCGAAGGUACCGCGCCGGUAUCCAGAAAAGGUGUAACGCCAGCGCGUGUGCAUUCUCGCACCUUGUGAUGAGUGCCUGAUAAAAGCGUGACUCCCUUCUAAAAUCCAUUUUCUGUUUCGUCUUCUCGUGUGUACGGUCAUGUACAUGCAUGUGUGCGUAUGUUCGUUGUCCGUUUGUUUGCUGUCUUUGCAGUCCUGCAGGCUGGACCUUUGCCGUGAAGACAUUCAAUUUCCGUGUCAUCGCGUCCACCUAGCGCUCAUCUAAACUCCCGAAAUCAUUUCCUCUGAGAUGGAGCCUUCGCUCGCAUUCCCCGCGUGGCUUGCGCAGUCGGCCAUCCUCUUGAGCGCCAUGUAUCAAGUAUGCUCAGCAAUGCCAGUCUACAAGGAAUGCUCGCCGGCGCAGGCGGAGAGGAUGCGCUGUCAACAAAGGAUGAUCUGCCUGGUACACAUAGCGUACGGUAGAAGAGUGGAGACGUUCUGUAUGGACAUAGAAAGUUUCAAAAUUUUCUCGAAUGCCGGUAAUCCCGCCGGACGACCGGCUACUCGAGCGGCCGCGCCGUCGACCUCACACCCAGACGCUGUUGAUGCCCGUCAGCCCGCGGAGCACACGACGACCGCGGCGCCACGGCAACGCAGCACGCAAGCACCUCCGCCGCCGCCGCAGCUUUCCAACGGGCACUCUCGCGAUCGCCGUGACCGCACGCAGCUGAGCAGCCUCCAGCAGCGCCACGUCCACCCGCAGCCGGUGCAGCGCCUGGACCACGGCAGAAUGCUCACCAAGUCGUCUGAUCAGAGAAGUCGCACCUCGCCGGACCAAAGCUCAGACCUUCGCCGCCCAACCAACCGGUUCCCGCCAGUCGACCAAGUACGAGAUGCGUGUGCGGCGUGCAGGCGAUACAACACGACCCACACCUCGUUCAAGCGGGACAUUCUCACCGCCGAGCGAAUAUGUGCAAGCGACUUUGUUUUCAAGGUUCGCGCCGUGUCCUCGUUCAAUAACCGCCAGUCUGUGCAAGUGCUGGUAGUGUACCGUCUCAAGCACUUACCAGCACUGUCUGCACCGAACAUCACCAAUAUCUACCUGGAGAACACAAUGCACUCCACACUGAAUUUCGUAUCCAGACCAUGUCUGUGUAGAACAAUACACCCAGGACAUGAUUACCUCAUUACCGGCAAGGAUGACAUCACCGCCAAGCAGUUCACCGUCACCCGGGAGGACCUGGUGCUGGACUGGUCCAAUCGCGUUGGCCGGCGAACGUUGCGAUUCGUACCGCAGUGCUUCAGCAGCGAAUGAUGGCACUAUGGUACGGCCCAUCUGAUCUCUCGCAGGACACAGCUCUCAGUGUGUGUGUGUGUGUGUGUGUGUGUGUGUGUGUGUGUGUGUGUGUGUGUGUGUGUGUGUGUGUGUGUGUGUGUGUGUGUGUGUAAGGCUGACUGUUAUAUCUCGACAACACACUGGCGGUUACAUCUCCGCAACAGGCUUACGGUUACAUAUUGACACCUCUUCAGGGCGGCACAAGCAGCUUCCACGGCCAUUUGAAGCUUCCGAUCAGUACUUGAGCAAUUACCAAUGUCGUCCUUAAAAGGAUUGCUGCUGAUCAAGCCUGAGGGAGAAUGUCCGUCUUCUGGAACCUGAGAUUCAUCUCAACAGCUGUGUCCGAUAGCCCAUGGCAGAGACGUGACCAGCAUAGGUGGAGUAUCUUGCUGCCUGUGCUGUUUCUCAAAGUCCCUACACCUUCAUCACACCGUAUAGAAGUGGAAACGACUGUGCUCUGGGGGGUCCGUAUCGCAAGUGCUGCCCAAUGUCUGCUACACAUAUAUACGGUGCAGCAGCAUGGAGCUUGAGACACAUACUGUUGGACUUGCCGUGAGCCACAGCCUUACCACACAGGUGUCAGAAAACUCUACGAUUAUCAAGAACUGCCAUCAUGACUACGAAUGGCUCGAUCUGAGAAUGGACUCAAAUCAACUAAGGCUAAAUCUGCAGGACAUUGACCGCUACAUAAUUGCCACGAACCGUGCGUGUGAACAUUGAUGACUAAAUUGCUAAUCCGCUGGGCCUGCUAUAUAUGCCGUUGGCGAAACAAGACUAUCAUUGAAUGGGAGGGAACAUUGAGAUUCCGUUGACAUUAAAAUUAUGUUUCUUUGC
Messenger RNA from Sycon ciliatum, 2422 nucleotides. RefSeq lists its product as uncharacterized. Gene Ontology annotation, molecular function: protein binding. The record is from RefSeq and is a predicted model, not a curated record. The transcript has 9 exons. NCBI's taxonomy places the organism in Eukaryota, Metazoa, Porifera, Calcarea, Leucosolenida, Sycettidae. The coding region runs from base 563 to 1567 and encodes 334 amino acids.